AUGGCUGGGGGCUUUCGAGGGGCCGGGAUUAUCCCUCAUAACCCGGAAACGGUUAUAUCCAAACUGGAUGUUAAAUUACGGACACCUUCACCCGAAGAGCCUGCUUUUCCCAAUACCGACACCUGGGUUUCUCAAACGCCGCACAACCCGACAGAAGCGUUGGCGAAAGGUAUGGAGCAGAUUGCGCAUCAAAACACUCUUCUCCUUGCGGAUGUUACGGAAUGGCGUGCCUGGGCGACUGCCAACCGUGACUAG
Molecule: messenger RNA, 255 nt
Organism: Pyricularia oryzae 70-15
Lineage: Eukaryota; Fungi; Ascomycota; Sordariomycetes; Magnaporthales; Pyriculariaceae
Exons: 1
Coding region: 1-255 (84 amino acids)
Source: RefSeq, a predicted model, not a curated record